This is a messenger RNA of Macrosiphum euphorbiae (potato aphid), 516 nucleotides long. Lineage: Eukaryota; Metazoa; Arthropoda; Insecta; Hemiptera; Aphididae. The record is from the annotation of a GenBank genome assembly.
AUGCUCCAAUCAAUAAAUGACCGAUUUAUUCAACUUGAAGACCAUAGUAAAUUAUUUUCAUUUCUUUAUAAUAUUUCUAAUGUAAAUAAUUAUGAACAUUUAAUGAAGUGCUGUAAAGAUCUUCAGCUAGCACUUUCUUCAAAUGACGGUUUAAAUUCUGAUAUAAAUUCUGUCGAACUUUGUGAAGAAAUAAAUACAUUACAAAAACAUUUGCAAAAUGAAAAUGAUCCAAAAGCAAUUUUACAAUUUAUAUGUGAAAACAAAUUAAUAGAAUUAUUUCCUAAUGUAUACGUAGCUCUAAGAAUUUUAUUAACAUUACCAGUAACUGCAGCUUCAGCUGAAAGAAGCUUUUCAAAAUUAAAAAUUGUAAAGAACUACUUAAGAUCACAAAUUUCACAGGAUCGUUUAGUUGGAUUGGCAACAAUUUCAAUUGAAAAUCAAAUUGCGAAUGAUCUUGACAUUGACGAUUUAGUUAAAGAUUUUGCGUCAGCAAAAGCAAGAAAAAUACAUUUUUAA